Penicillium longicatenatum is the source of this 468-nucleotide messenger RNA. RefSeq names its product SRP9/SRP21 family protein. The transcript is spliced from 2 exons. Gene Ontology annotation, biological process: SRP-dependent cotranslational protein targeting to membrane. NCBI's taxonomy places the organism in Eukaryota, Fungi, Ascomycota, Eurotiomycetes, Eurotiales, Aspergillaceae. The record is from RefSeq and is a predicted model, not a curated record. Gene Ontology annotation, cellular component: signal recognition particle, endoplasmic reticulum targeting. Bases 1 to 468 code for a protein of 155 amino acids.
AUGCCUUACCUCCCUACCACCCAGGCAUACCUGGAGCAAUCUGCUCUGCUCCUCGAAGCUUACCCGGAAACUACCCGCAUCACAACAAAAUACAGCUUCCCAACCGAGCGCCGCGCCCAGCAACACAAGCGCGAAAAGUCCCUCGCAAAGAAACAAGCAUCCUCCACACAAGAACCCGCACCCACUGACCCUACACCAAGUGCUCCCAUCGCAUCCCUCACCCUGAAAACUUACAACCCCACUACAGGCGUAUGCCUGAAAUACCGCACGAACAAGCUGCAGGAGGUUAGUCGUUUGAUGACUGGAUUGGGCAAGUUGGCUGGCGGAGCGGACGUGGCUAGCUUAGGGUUAUCGGGGCCGGCCGACGUUGAGAUGGUUGAUGCGCCGGCUGUUGAGGAGGAGGUUGUGCAGAGUGGGAAGGCGGCUAGUGGGAAAGGGAAGAAGAAGGGUGGGAAGGGGAAGCGGUAG